UAUCACCUUAUUAAAAAAUUGAUAAGGCAAUUUACGUGCGGUGGACAAAUUAAACUUGAAAAAGUUUACCAUCCUCAGGUAACGUUCCGUCGAAGAUGGCUAGUCUGUUUAUUAGGAAUGUACUUUUCAGUUGUGUGUUGCUUGCGGCGGGAGGCUAUGCUGAUGUCGAUUUUAUUGAUUGUGGAUCUGACAUAGCUGUUAAAGAAGUAUAUUUCGAUAGGUGCAGAUUUGCGCCGUGCCAAGUAUUUGCAGGUACUUCAUCGAGAGUAAAGAUCAUUACCAGCAAAUUUCCAACUAUCAGUUACUUUUACAUCGACGCAUAUGUGAAAAUAUUCGGGCAAAAGUUCUAUGAUCUGGCAGUUGUGCCAAACGCGGAGGCUAACGAACCCAAGCAUUCGACACCGUUUAGGGAUAGCGGCCUCUUCGACGUAGUGAUCCACUUCGGAAGUAAUUUAAUACUGAGACCAGCCGUUCUACUCAUUAAUACAACUUAUAGGGAUAACGACUUCAGGUGGGGCCAGGUUUGCAUUCAACUUGAAGUAGACAUAUAUUAG
Cylas formicarius (sweet potato weevil) is the source of this 554-nucleotide messenger RNA. RefSeq lists its product as uncharacterized. The record is from RefSeq and is a predicted model, not a curated record. NCBI's taxonomy places the organism in Eukaryota, Metazoa, Arthropoda, Insecta, Coleoptera, Brentidae. The transcript is spliced from 4 exons. The coding region runs from base 96 to 554 and encodes 152 amino acids.